This is a messenger RNA of Vidua macroura (Pin-tailed whydah), 440 nucleotides long. It is a transcript of the gene SNAPC5, whose product is annotated as small nuclear RNA activating complex polypeptide 5. The transcript has 3 exons. Gene Ontology annotation, cellular component: nucleus. The record is from RefSeq and is a predicted model, not a curated record. Lineage: Eukaryota; Metazoa; Chordata; Aves; Passeriformes; Viduidae. Gene Ontology annotation, biological process: transcription by RNA polymerase II; transcription initiation at RNA polymerase III promoter. Bases 125 to 412 code for a protein of 95 amino acids.
CGCGGCUGCACUGACCGGCGGUGGCCGCGCGGUGGCGGCAGCCGCGCGCCGCUGUCGCGGCAUGACGUCACGCUGGCGGUCGUGACGUCACGGGGCGGGGCGGUCCCUCCCGCCGGCGGGGACGAUGCUGAGCCGGCUGCAGGAGCUGCGCCGGGAGGAGGAGACGCUGCUGCGGCUCAAGGCGGUGCUGCACGAUCAGCUCCGCCGGCUGCGGGUGGAGGAGCUGGCGCUGCAGUCCAUGAUCAGGGCUGGCGAGGAGAACGUCCCCGUGGCCCUGCCAGCGCUGGCCGAGGACACUCAGCAGACUCUUGGGCAGAUGGACAAUGAGGCUGCCAUCAAUCAAACAGAGCUACACCUCAGUCUUCAGGAUGAUAAAGAGGAGGAGGAGGAGGAAGAGGAAUCUGAUUCUUGAGAGAAAAAAAAUCAGAGAUGGUUUUUAA